Chiroxiphia lanceolata (lance-tailed manakin) is the source of this 579-nucleotide messenger RNA. It is a transcript of the gene SDHAF4, whose product is annotated as succinate dehydrogenase complex assembly factor 4. The transcript is spliced from 3 exons. The record is from RefSeq and is a predicted model, not a curated record. Gene Ontology annotation, biological process: mitochondrial respiratory chain complex II assembly. Bases 87 to 389 code for a protein of 100 amino acids. Lineage: Eukaryota; Metazoa; Chordata; Aves; Passeriformes; Pipridae. Gene Ontology annotation, cellular component: mitochondrion.
GAGCCGCACUUCCCGCCUGGAGCCGCCGCCUUCGGCGCCUGCGCGGCCGCGCUGCCUCCCCGGCCCGCCCCGCUCCCGGCCCGGCCAUGGCUCUGCGGCUGCUGCGCGGAGCGCCCAGCGCAGCGAAGCCAUCACUUCUUUACAACUUGUGGAGCAGCUCCAGCUCUAAGCCAGAAGGAAGAUCUGAACCUACUAAGCAGCCACUUAAGAAACCGAAGUUACCAGUAGGCCGAUUUGAUGAACCGGAAGAAUCCAGUAUAGAGAGGGAACCCCUGGAAAAAUUCCCUGAUGGAAUUAAUCCUACUACAAAAGAGAGGGGUGGACCUAGAGGCCCUGAACCUACACGUUUCGGAGACUGGGAGAGAAAAGGACGUUGUAUAGAUUUUUAAUAUUUAAAUGUGUCCUUAUUGCUAAUAAAAUAUUUCUUGUUGUUGAAAAAUAUAAUGUACAGAAAAAAAUCUCAGCUGGAUUUGUUGUGAAGCUUCUUGAUUCUGUCAUGCUUGUGGUGGAAUUUUCUGAGUGAUAUAAUGUAAAUAAACACUAUGCUGCAACUCAGAUUAUGGAGCUGUUACUUCUCAA